This is a messenger RNA of Penicillium argentinense, 2643 nucleotides long. RefSeq names its product protein mannosyltransferase 1 (gene pmt1). Gene Ontology annotation, biological process: protein O-linked glycosylation via mannose. The transcript has 4 exons. The record is from RefSeq and is a predicted model, not a curated record. Gene Ontology annotation, cellular component: endoplasmic reticulum; membrane. Gene Ontology annotation, molecular function: dolichyl-phosphate-mannose-protein mannosyltransferase activity. NCBI's taxonomy places the organism in Eukaryota, Fungi, Ascomycota, Eurotiomycetes, Eurotiales, Aspergillaceae. The coding region runs from base 1 to 2643 and encodes 880 amino acids.
AUGGGCCAGAAAUCCAAAGAUACACUGGCCGUCCGGCCUCAGAGCCGCGGCGGGCGCUCUCCUAGUCGCUCGCCGAAGCCCAAGAACCGCAAGCCCGUUCCAAAGCAGCCUGCCAGCUAUGCGUCGGACGGAGUGAAGGAAUAUGACAUCCUGAACCUCCCCGCUUCGGACUACAAGCUGCUGGUGCUGGUGACAUUGAUUGCCGCGGCCGUGCGUCUGUUUCGGAUUUAUAACCCCACUAGCGUUGUCUUCGAUGAAGUCCAUUUCGGUGGCUUCGCCUCCAAAUACAUCAAGGGAAGGUUUUUUAUGGACGUUCACCCUCCCCUCGCCAAACUGCUCAUCACGCUGGCUGGCUGGCUGGCCGGCUUCGAUGGAGAGUUUGAUUUCAAGGAUAUUGGCAAGGACUACCUGGAACCCGGCGUGCCUUAUGUAGCUAUGCGUAUGCUGCCGGCCAUCCUGGGUGUUCUCACUGUGUCUUUAAUGUUCCUCACGCUCAAGGCCACUGGAUGUCGAACUUCGACUGCGGUCUUUGGUGCUGGUGUGGUCAUCUUUGACAAUGCAUUGACCACUCAAUCGCGCUUGAUUCUUCUGGACUCUCCUCUGGUGUUCUUUACUGCUUUGACGGCAUUGACCUUCAACUGCUUCACCAAUCAGCAAGAGUUGGGUCCUUCCCAUGCCUUCAAGGGCCCCUGGUGGUUUUGGCUGGUGGCCACAGGCUUCUCCCUCGGCGCUACGCUCAGUGUCAAGUGGGUUGGUCUUUUCACUAUGGCCUGGGUCGGAUCUCUCACUGCCCUCCAACUGUGGGUCUUGCUUGGUGAUACUCGGACCGUGACUCCACGCGUCUGGUUCAAGCACCUCUUUUCCCGUAUCUUCUGUCUAAUUGUGAUUCCGCUCGGCUUCUACCUUGCGAUGUUCGCUAUCCACUUCACCUGCCUGGUUAAUCCCGGAGACGGAGAUGGUUUCAUGUCCUCGGAAUUCCAGGCCACCUUGAACUCGAAGAGCAUGCAGGACGUCCCAGCGGAUGUGUCUUUCGGAUCCCGCAUCACCCUCCGCCACCACAACACCCAGGGAGGCUACCUGCACUCGCACAACCACAUGUACCCCACCGGCAGCAAGCAGCAGCAAGUCACUCUCUACCCUCAUAAGGACGAGAACAAUAUCUUCAUCAUGGAGAACCAGACACAGCCCCUUGGUCCUUAUGGAGAAAUUGAGGGUGCCCAUGCUUGGGACAAUCAGACUGUCAGCUUUAUUGAGGAUGGAUCGGUCAUCAGGCUCUACCACGCAAUCACCCACCGCCGCAUUCAUUCGCACGACGAACGCCCGCCGGUUACCGAAGCUGAUUGGCAGUUUGAGGUUUCCGCCUAUGGCUACGAGGGCUUCCCCGGUGAUGCCAACGAUUUGUUCAAGGUCGAGAUUAUCAAGGAUCUGUCCGAAAGCGAAGAAGCUAAGACGCGCCUCCGCACCAUUCAGACCAAGUUCAAGCUUGUGCAUAUCAUGACUGGUUGUGUUCUGUUCUCUCACAAGGUCAAGCUUCCGGAGUGGGGAUGGGAGCAACAAGAGGUCACCUGUGCGCGAGGUGGAACUCUUCCGAACAGCGUUUGGUAUGUCGAGUCCAAUGCACACCCGAUGAUGCCCGACGAUGCCGAAAAGGUCAACUACCGCAACCCUGGUCUGCUGGGCAAGUUCUGGGAGCUGCAGAAGGUUAUGUGGACCACCAAUGCGAACUUGGUUGAGUCGCACAACUGGGAUUCUCGCCCUCCCUCCUGGCCUACUCUUCUCCGCGGUAUCAACUUCUGGGGUAAGGACCACCGCCACAUCUACCUUCUAGGUAACCCGGUCAUCUGGUGGUCGACCACCCUGGCUGUUGUCAUUUACCUGGCUGUCAAGGGUAUCUCGGUUCUUCGCUGGCAGAGAAGCUGCGGCGACUAUAAGCACGCCACUUUCAAGCGUUUCGACUAUGAGGUCGGUACCAGCGUGCUGGGAUGGUUCUUCCAUUACUUCCCCUUCUACCUUAUGGCUCGUCAACUCUUCCUGCACCACUACCUGCCGGCCCUCUAUUUUGCCAUCAUGGUACUUUGCCAAGAGUUCGACUUCCUCUUCAACCGAUUCAAGAGUCUAGGACUCGCCUCUAAGCCCGUAAUUGGCAACAUUGUCAUGUCUGCCUUCGUUGGCCUGAGCAUUGCCGCCUUCGCCAUCUACUCUCCCCUGAUCUACGGAAACCCGUGGACCCAGUCAGCCUGCGAGAGCGCCAAACUCCUGAGCACUUGGGACUUCAAUUGUCCCGUAUUCUACACCGACUUGAGUGCCUACGUGACCGAAUUCGAACAAUCCAAGAUCAACGCCCUUCCGACCAGAGCUGUCCCGCCUCCCGCCGCGCCUCCCGUUCAAGCUCAGCAGGAGAAGGCCGCUGAGGUUGCUCAGGAGCAAGAGCAAGCUGCCGUCACUCAGCCCAAACUCUCCGGCUCCGUUGCCCGUGUUGAGUACCGCGAUCAGCACGGCAACAUCCUUGACGAGGCACUCGUCGCUUCGCUCCGUGACGAGGGUAAGGUCAAGUUCGAGACCCGUUACGAGUCCAAGUCUCGUCUCGAGAACGCUCAGGAGAUCCCCAUCGUGGACGGCCAGCUUGCGCCCCCCGCACCCUGA